CCUAUGAGAUCAAUCACUGCUGCAUUCCGACAGUAGCUACAAAAUCCACUGGCAAGCCAGGUGAGAGUCGCCUUCCAGGAAACAUCCAGACUCAUACGCACAGCUGAAUGGCUUAUAAUUUCAAAAGUCUCGCCUGCACUUUCCACUGAGGUUUUUCUUUGCUUGCGCACUGGAGCGUAUCAAGUUUGCAUAUGAUGAGCGGCGUGGGUUCGUGAGAACAGCUCAUAAAUGUCCACUAAAGCGGAUAGAGGCGCACAGGUAGAUGCGACGCAUCUAGAGUGCAUGAAAGCGGAAUGGGCUGCAGACAGCGCCGGACAGGAGGUCAUGGGCACAGAUGAAGCUCCAGCGGCGCGCAGGCUCAGCCGUAGCCCGAAGUGCGCUCGCUGCAGGAAUCACGGCGUCGUGUCGCGCCUAAAGGGUCACAAGCGCCUGUGUCGCUGGCGGGACUGUCAGUGCGCCAACUGCCUGCUGGUCGUGGAGAGGCAGCGAGUGAUGGCAGCUCAAGUCGCCCUACGGAGACAGCAGGCCACGGAGGGUAAGAAAGGUCAGAAAAACAGCGCUGUUCUCAGACGCACAGCUUACCAGCGCUACACGAGGGCACCGAGUCUCUUGGCAAAGAGUAUUCUAGAGGGCUACAAGCCACCAGUACUGGAAGACUGGCCAAAGCGUCUCCACCAACCCCCUGUGAGUGUUCGGAUGAGGAAGAGGAGAGCUUUUGCUGAUAAAGAGCUAGAGACGGUGAUGCUGGAGAGAGAGCUGAGGCAAAGAGAGGUAGAAGAGCUGCCCACACUCCUCCUGCAGGCUGUGGUGCCCUCUGCUCCCUCUCCGUAUUUCUUCCCGCUGUCAGACCCAAUUAUGCCCACAUUUGUGCCUGUGUCCAAAAACAGCCCACCUUCGACUGACUGUGAUCUCCGUCAACACGGGCUCAAAUCUAAAACUCUAGACACACUGACAGAUGACGUCUCUCUGAGAGUGUGCAAGAAUUGGGACGUUUUCGGUUCCAUUCAGUCUCCAUUGCACUGUUAUAACAGCACAAGCCCAGGUGUCAACUUGGUUAAAAACACACUGGACAGAAGCUUUUCUGAUUUGUAUGUCAAACCAAAAUUUGCAGUUGCUGACAUCACGUCAAAGCAAGACAUUCCUCCAUCACUGAACGUGGCAGAUGUGUUGAUACAUGCGAAAUCACCACACAAACGCUGCAGGUCAUUGGGACAUGAGGCCACUGUACGUUUGGAUUGUGUGGAGGGUGCUAGUAAAGACCCCAUCAAAAAAGCUGUAACACGGCCAUUACCCUUUUCUGUCGAGGCACUGCUCAUGAGAUAAGAUUUUUUUUUUACUUUAUAAUGAGAUUCAAUUUGGUAAAAGGACAAAAUUUGACUUUUAUAUUUCAGUUAAGAACAGUGAAGAAGAUUUUUAGCUAAAACUGUGGUCCUUGGUUAUUCAGAAAAUGCAAGUGAAUGGUGCAUAGAGAGUUAAAACAAAAACACACUCACAUGCAGGGCAUACAACAUUAAUAUAAAUGGCUCCUGUUGGUCUGGAUGAUUCAGACUGUUAUAAACACACGCAGGACCAUUUGCCAGCUGUGGAUUUAAGGUAAUAGAGUUGAUAACAAUAUUCAUCUUCUUGCACAUACUGACGCUUUAAACUUAAUUGAUCGGCAGGUGCUUUGGGUAUUACUUUUGGUUUGCCUGUAUAUAUUUUCUGACUCUAAAACCACACACAGUUCUUGCAUUUGCACUUGCAUUUUAUGAAUGACCAAGUAUUCAGCUAAUAAAAUCUAUUUGUUUUACUCAAAAGAAAACGUUCUAUGUAUUGGAUGCCAAGAUGUUAAACGAA
This is a messenger RNA of Danio aesculapii, 1836 nucleotides long. It is a transcript of the gene dmrt2b, whose product is annotated as doublesex and mab-3 related transcription factor 2b. Gene Ontology annotation, biological process: sex differentiation; regulation of transcription by RNA polymerase II. The transcript has 3 exons. Gene Ontology annotation, cellular component: nucleus. Bases 229 to 1323 code for a protein of 364 amino acids. Gene Ontology annotation, molecular function: DNA-binding transcription factor activity, RNA polymerase II-specific; RNA polymerase II cis-regulatory region sequence-specific DNA binding. The record is from RefSeq and is a predicted model, not a curated record. Lineage: Eukaryota; Metazoa; Chordata; Actinopteri; Cypriniformes; Danionidae.